UCUCUCUCGUGAAUUUGACUUUUAGGAAAUUAAAUUAAAUAAAUAUUAAUCAGCGUGAAAGACGCAAAUCCAUUGUUUCUGAAAGUUGAACACAUUCUGUGUAUGAAAAAUCUCCCGCUAAAUGUCAAUAGACGAUUCUCUCAAGGGCUCGGAGGAGUUGAUUUCUGGAGGAAUAAUUCACUCCGGCAAAAGCUCAAUGAGCAGCGAUACGACGGCAGGGAGCCAUAGCACCAGUUUCAGCCGGCUGUCGUUCGAGUUUCCGACGAGUUCGCCGGAGCAUCAGGCGGCGCUGAAGCCGCACCGCUCGUCGGACUCUUCGUUCCAGGCAAUUCAGUUGAGAACAAACCUAAGCUUCCGCGACUUCAGCGUGGUGCGGCAGAUCGGCAGCGGAGAUAUCGGAAGAGUGUAUCUCUGCCGCCUCCGUGGAGCGGAGGACGAGGGGCGGCUGUACGCCAUGAAAGUGGUGGAUAAGGAUGUUUUGGCUUUGAAGAAGAAGACUCAGAGGGCGGAGACUGAGAGGAAAAUAAUGCGCCUUUUAGACCAUCCUUUUUUGCCUACUCUUUUCGCCGAAUUUGAGGCUUCUCAUUUUUCCUGCGUUGUCAUGGAGUAUUGCUCCGGCGGCGAUUUGCAUACUCUCCGCCAUAAGCAGCCGCUGAAACGCUUCUCUCUCAGCUCUGCUAGAUUUUAUGCAGCAGAGGUUCUUGUAGCACUAGAGUACCUACACAUGUUGGGAAUAGUUUACAGAGAUUUGAAACCGGAAAACGUCUUGGUUAGAUCCGACGGUCACAUUAUGCUUACCGACUUUGACCUCUCGUUGUGCUCCGACGCUAUCGCAGCCGUUGAAUCUCCGGAAUUUUCGCCCGACCCACUGUCCUCUCCCAGAGCAGCACCCGGCGGCGGCGGCCAUCGCUCACUCACCCCUUUCUCCUGCAUUUCCAGCCGGCUUUUCCGGUCCAGGAAAAUCCAAACACUUGCAGGGAACAGGCUGUUCGUGGCUGAACCGGUGACGGCACGGUCGUGCUCCUUUGUUGGGACCCAUGAUUACGUGGCGCCUGAGGUGGCGUCCGGUAGGUCCCACGGGAACGCGGUGGAUUGGUGGGCCCUGGGUAUUUUUAUCUACGAGAUGGUCUACGGUCGAACUCCGUUCGCCGGCGUGAACAACCAGGCUACGCUUUGCAACAUAAUGAAAAAUCCCUUAACUUUUCCCGGGGACGCGCUGUGCGGCGCUAGCGAAAUGCACGCGCGGGACUUGAUUUCCGGGUUACUGAACAAGGACCCGAACAGAAGGUUUGGGUCGAAGCGUGGGGCGGCGGAUGAAACCCACCCGUUUUUUAAGGGAUUGAACUUCGCUCUGAUCCGGUCGGUGGUUCCCCCCGGUGUUGCCGGAAUUUCGGGACGGACAACAGAGUCAUCGAGGUGGCGGCAGACGGCGGCUGCGUUCAAUGUAUUCUGAUAUUUUUUUUGUUAGUUGAUUAAUUUAGGUGGGAACGUAAAAAAAAAAAAAAAAAAAUUGGAGAUAGUUGACAGUAGAUUAAUUAUAGAUAUGUAAUUAUCGCCUUGUUAUGGCAGUUGAAUACCAUAAUUAUGUGAUGAUGAUAAUAAUUGAGUGGGUCG
Molecule: messenger RNA, 1614 nt
Organism: Erythranthe guttata (spotted monkey flower)
Lineage: Eukaryota; Viridiplantae; Streptophyta; Magnoliopsida; Lamiales; Phrymaceae
Product: protein kinase PINOID
Biological process (GO): protein phosphorylation
Molecular function (GO): protein kinase activity; ATP binding
Source: RefSeq, a predicted model, not a curated record